CGAGGGGCGGGGCGGGCCGGCUCUGGUGGUGGUGUUUGCUGGGUGCCCCCGCACCUGCCCUUCGCUCCGCUUCAGUCUUGCCCUGGUCGCCCUGUCUUCAUGGCCCGGGAAAGGGAGCCACGACUGCAGGGAGUUGCUUCUGCGUGAGCGGCUUGUGCCACGACUUUCCGAGUUCUGGGUGUCCUCCGCAUUUCCCUCCCAAGUCUCCCUGUAUCCAGGGAGAGCCGUGUUUGGUGUUUUACAUCCAUCUGGCGACAUUCCCAUGACCCACGUGCCGGUCGUGGGACCGCCCACCAGCGCACUUCCAGUGUGUGGGAGCCCCGCCGGGCGGGCCCGCAGCCUGGGACGCGCUGCCCGCUCGCUGUGGGCGGCCGCCUCUUUCUCACUGGACUCGCAGGAGCUGGUUCUAGAGUAGCUUGUUGAGAGGUGGAUGCUUCGGGUGACUUGGACUCGUUAUAGCUCUGCAAGUGGUCUUACCUGCUGGUUUGCCUGGAAUAAAACCCCAGGAGCAGAAUUGUCACUGAGAAUUGUGAAACCAUGGCCCGUCUUCCUGAGCUGGUGUUUCUGUUGGGAAGCUUCACGCCUUCUUGUUUUGGGGCCCUGCAAGCUUGUAGAGCAAGCAUGUCAAACUUGCGGCCCACAACGAAUAUUUUUGCGGCCCAGCCAAUAUAACGCUGCCACCAUUCUGGGACUUUGCUCAAUCCACAUCUGCAACCCGGACCCCAGCUGUGCCUGGAUGGCUCCACCUAGCCCCACUGUCCCCCAGCCCCACAUGUCCAGUGCUGCACUAGCCUCUCCUCUGUGCUGCUUUAUCUGAAGGAGCCGAACCAUCCAUCUGGCACCCGGAGCACACUGACCAAGCUCCCACCUUCCUCCUGGAGUGUGACAGUUCGGUGCUGGGUGCGCUGCAGAAGCACCUGGUGCUGCACAAGAUUCGGCGGAGGGUCACGGUGGAGCCAUGCCCUGAGUUGCACGUUUGGGCCGUUUUGCCAGCCACUCCUCAGGAGGUGGGUGGGGCUGCGCCACUGCCCAAGCACCAGGGCUCUGCCAUCCUCGCCCGUGACCCCCGCACUACCCGCAUGGGCUGGCGGCUUCUCACCCAGGACAAGAGCCCUGCCCUGGUGGCCAGGGGCAGGCUCAGGGACGUCUGCGAUUAUCACCGGCACCGGUACCAGCAAGGUGUUCCUGAGGGGGUCCACGACCUGCCCCCAGGAGUGGCCCUACCCCUGGAGUCCAACCUGGUCUUCAUGAACGGUGUCAGCUUCACCAAAGGCUGUUAUGUUGGCCAGGAGCUGACAGCCCGCACCCACCACACGGGUGUCAUCCGAAAGCGCCUCUUCCCAGUGCAGCUCUUGGGCCCCCUCCCUGAGGGUGGCAUCACCCCUGGCACCACGGUGCUCACUGAAUCUGGACAGGCUGUCGGCAAGUUCAGGGCAGGCCAGGGGGAUGUGGGGCUGGCCCUGCUGCACUCAGAGAAAAUCAAGGGCCCGCUCCACAUCAGAACCACAGAGAGCGGCCGGGUGGCCCUGACUGCAUCUGUGCCAGACUGGUGGCCCACAGCCACCAAGUAGCCCAGGCGUCCCUGCACUCCCACAGGGCGCCUCUGUCCCCCUCUGCACACUUGCAGGCUGGCCCUGUGAAGACAUGCCUCCUUGGAAGGUCCCGAGUGUUCGUGGGAUUCCUGCGGCUGCAGGUGUGCCAGGCCUUUCCAGCCGCCGUGCUUCCAGCUGACACCUGCCUCUGCUGGUGGCUCUGUGCUGGAGGAGCCAGAAGCAAGCCUUGCACCUGCCACAGCUGAGCUGAGCCCCAUAUGCCAGCACACCCAGAUGAGUUCCAAACCGUGUUGCUCUGGAGGCCAUUUGUCCAUCAGCCAAGGACAGGAGUGAGAAGCUGUGCUUGCGGGGCCUUCCCCCACCGCCUGCACCACUCAGCCGGCUUCAGGGCAGGCCUGGCACCGAGGCGGUGCAGCCAAAGGAUGGCAAGGGGCAGGUGGCUCUGGGAAUUGUCUUUCAUGCGGGCUUGGGGCAUGUCUCAGGUCAGCAAUCAUAUGUGGCAGGUGUGGUGGUCGUUUUGGUGGAUGGAGGCACCAGCUGCCCACCGGCACCACAAAAUGUUCUCCAAUCGCACCUCUGCGCUCAGGGUGCUGGCCAUAGGAGCCCUGGUACCAUUUCACAGGGGGCACUCCAGCUCCACAGCAUUGGCCCCUUGGUGGCCUGGGCAGCCACUCCUCCUUCCUGAGCCUGUGUGCAGAGAGGAGCUUCUGCUUGGUUUACCACCGCUGUUUUCUGAUGUGACCAGGCCCCCUUUAAACCGCUGAUGUCCAUCCUCCCACUGCAGUGUGAUUGACAUUAUGGGUGACCCACUGGUGCCUCAGAGUGAAUAUUAAAGUUUGACUUACAAGCGGCUCA
Messenger RNA from Myotis myotis, 2408 nucleotides. RefSeq names its product iron-sulfur cluster assembly factor IBA57 (gene IBA57). Bases 1080 to 1571 code for a protein of 163 amino acids. The record is from RefSeq and is a predicted model, not a curated record. NCBI's taxonomy places the organism in Eukaryota, Metazoa, Chordata, Mammalia, Chiroptera, Vespertilionidae. The transcript is spliced from 4 exons. Gene Ontology annotation, molecular function: protein binding. Gene Ontology annotation, cellular component: mitochondrial matrix.